CCAGUCCAUCACUAAUGUGACGAAAAAAAUUGUAAAAAACAUUUUUGAUACUCAUUUUUCCCAGCUUUUCCACCCGGCCACGUUGGUAUUCACCCACAUCAAGAUUUCCUCCCAAAACCGACUACUCGAGUGCUUCAAGAUGACCUUAGUGGGCCUUGCAGCCCGCAAAUUGGCGCAGAAGAAGAGGGACGCCAAGCUAGCUGCUGACUUUCCUAAAGGAAUUCGCUGCCAAAAGUGCCUUCAAAUUGGACAUUGGAGCUACGAGUGUAAGGAGAAACGGAAAUACGUCCACCGUAGCUCCCGCACCAAGCAAUUGAGCAAGCAUUUGGCUCAAAAAGAGGCAGAGACGCCCAAGAACCAGGUAGAGGAGCAGCUGGAAGUAGCCCCGCCAGGUGGAAAAAAGGUCCGACGAAAGCGAAAGACCAGCAAGAGCUCCUCAUCCUCAUCAAGCUCGUCGGACAGCUCAGACAGUAGCAGCGAAUCGGACUCUUCAUCUGGUUCGGACUCUAGCAGCUCCAGUUCAGAGUCAGAAGACGAAGGGGGGAGUUCCUCUGGUUCCAGUAGCAGUGGAACCUCCUCCGACAGCGACAGCAGCGAUGGGGCGUCCCAGAGGAAGAAAAAACGAGCCGACAGUUCAGCAGAAUCCUCCGAAGAUCAGGAUUAAUCAAGAGAUCAAUACCGGGUCCGUAGCGCAUAGCUUUAGUAGUUUAGUUUUCCCCACAAACCCUUCAGAUGCGGAAAUUUAAUCCGAAUAUGAACUUACUAUAUGUACUGUACUGUAUUUAUUAUUUAAGUCCCCUAAUGUUCACGGUCUGGUUAUGUACGGGCCAAGAUGCUACUCAUAAUAAAAAUUUUUAGUCCGA
Molecule: messenger RNA, 863 nt
Organism: Drosophila eugracilis
Lineage: Eukaryota; Metazoa; Arthropoda; Insecta; Diptera; Drosophilidae
Product: zinc finger CCHC domain-containing protein 10
Exons: 2
Coding region: 140-664 (174 amino acids)
Molecular function (GO): nucleic acid binding; zinc ion binding
Source: RefSeq, a predicted model, not a curated record